AUGCUGAGAGCCAUGAGCCAGGGACCCCUGGCUGAGGCCGCGGGGAUCAGUAAGGGAGAUCUGCCCCCACAUCCCAGCUCCGGAAAGUCCCUUUCCCCCUUGCUAACUGGGAGUGAUGGAGAUGCCAGCUGUUUGUAGCUGGGAGGCUGGUGCCAAUCCCACCCUGUUUUGCUUUAACCCCUUUCCCUGUGCUUGGCUUUUCUUACCCAUGCGAUGCAAAUUUCGCUGUUGUUUCCCCUCCGAAAGUGGAAAUUCCCCCAUAGUCUGGAGCCAGAUUCACUGCUGUCUUCAGACUGUGGUUCCCCUUUUUUAUAUUUCCUGCAAACUUUCUGUUGCCAGGCAGAGGGUUGUUUGCUGGGGCUUUCCUGUGCAGCACAGAAGAAUCCCAGCCACGGAGAUGGCGAAUUGGCUAGAAAUCAGAUUAAUGGGGGAUUUGUGCCAAUGACUUUGGAUCAAGCCCCAAGAGAUUGACUGUGUUUUUAACUCCUGGCUCUCCCAGGAGGGGCACAGUAGGGAGUAGGGCAGGAGCACUGGCUGAGGAUAGCUCCUGGCCAACCCAGCCCUGGCCUCUGCCAGCAGGGGCACUAUAGGGACCAGGGCAGGAGCUCUGGCUGAGGGGGUGCUCUGGCUGUGGGGGAGCUCCUGGCUAUUCUGGCUCCAAGUCUGGCCUCUGCCAGCAGGAGGCACUGUAGGGACCAGGAAAGGAGCGCUGUGCUCCUGGCUACUCCAGUCCCAGCCUGUCCCAUUGUAUAAACUGGAAACCCUGCCCCAUGGAGGCGCUGUGGGUCAAGCUGUACCAUAGCUGAUCCUUUCCUAUGGCAUCAGCUUGCAGAGCAGCCCCACGGCAGCCCAGAUGAUGAUCCCACUGAGCUGGGCCCGGGGCUAUGCCGAGCUGGAAUGGUGUUUCCUCUCUGCAGCAGGAGAUGGACCCAGUGGGGAGGACCUCACCAUGGACCCCUCCAGGAAGCAGGAGAAAUGCAUGUGGACCUCUCAGAAGUGAAGCCAGAGCUUGUGCUAGAGUCCGAGGGGAAGCCCAGAGUCUACAGGGUUCACCUCCCCGGGGCAGGCUCCUUCCAUUGCUCUGAAACCGAACUGGGGUUUGAGGUGAGGGCAGCCGUGACCAUCCAGUACGGAUACAACUCCUGGGAUGGGCAUCUGAGCGCAUCUGAGAAACAGCAAUGGAUGGUGGCCGGCCUUUUGUUCAACAUCCGGGUGGAACCGACUGGGGCCAUGGCAGUCGUUCACCUCCCGCACUUCCUGUACCUCAGAGAUGCCGACAAUUCCCGGAUGCAGAUUGCCCAUUUCAUCGAUGAAGGGAUGACCAUGGAGAACCCAACGCAGGUGAGGUCGUUCCACGCUGUGCUGGAGAACCCCAGCUUCUCUCCGAUUGGAGUGAUUUGGAGGCGGGAGAAUUCUGAUCAGCGAACUCAGAUCCAUUCCAUUGUACUGCUCUACCAGGCACAAAAGAGAGUUAAUCUAACCCUCUACCUCUACCUGAUACCUGAUGAUGGCUCACGGGUCAAGGCAGUUGAGGUCUAUGAAGAGAAGUGCCGGUCAUGGUUUGUUUCUAAAUCUCAUUUCACCUCUAAACCCUUGUGCUUUGGCUCUCGCUGCAUUGUGUCCAGUCCAUCGGAGAUAACAGUAACACCCAAGGAACCGCCAUUUUUGGAUAAAACUGCAGAAGCUCUUCAACCAUUCACAGAAAUCCACACCAAGGAUGUGAAGGAGGAGCUGGAGCUCAGCCUGGUAGAGAAAAAGGAUGGGAAGCCGAUCUGGGAGGCUGUUAUCAGACCAGAGGACCUGACACCUUCUGUUUCAUCCAUUAAGAUGUGAAUAGACACACAUUUUGUUGACCAGCACCAAGAACAGCUGAUCCUGCAGGUGACUGCAGUGGACGGCAUCCUAGAUUCACUGCAUGGCCCCAUUCUCGACAGCGAACAAUACCAGAUUGUCAGAGCCGAGAGAACCAACCCGGAGAAGAUGCGGAAGCUGUAGAAGCUGGUCCCGAGCUGGAAUGCAGACUGCAAAGAAAAGCUCUACCAGGCUCUGAAGGACAAACACAGACACCUGGUUGACAAACUUGAAGGGAAAUAGAUGGAGGCAGCUUUUCCUCUUCUCAGAGGUUGUUUGCAUUGGGAAGGGUUAAUCCACAGGUUUUUGAUGCAAAUCAGGUAACUCACAAUAUGCAAACCGCAAUAAUAGUGUGUACAUGGGACACCUGUUCCAUGUUUUAAUUUGCAUCGUGUAUACACAGCAGAGGCUUGCUGUGUACUAAGUGUGCAGGAUUCUCAGAGGGUAUCCCACAUGCCUUUGCCUUGGCGCUGAGCAUUCUGCAUUCUGUGAUUGUUCUUGCUGUGAAUUGUGGGAUACAUAGCUGAAGCUGGCUGGGUUAAAUU
Messenger RNA from Dermochelys coriacea (leatherback sea turtle), 2396 nucleotides. Its product is annotated as caspase recruitment domain-containing protein 8-like. The record is from RefSeq and is a predicted model, not a curated record. The transcript is spliced from 8 exons. The coding region runs from base 898 to 1833 and encodes 311 amino acids. Gene Ontology annotation, cellular component: canonical inflammasome complex. NCBI's taxonomy places the organism in Eukaryota, Metazoa, Chordata, Testudines, Dermochelyidae.